Molecule: messenger RNA, 5526 nt
Organism: Oncorhynchus keta (chum salmon)
Lineage: Eukaryota; Metazoa; Chordata; Actinopteri; Salmoniformes; Salmonidae
Gene: trak1a
Product: trafficking protein, kinesin binding 1a
Exons: 18
Coding region: 671-3484 (937 amino acids)
Biological process (GO): anterograde axonal transport of mitochondrion; endosome to lysosome transport; neurogenesis
Cellular component (GO): dendrite
Molecular function (GO): GABA receptor binding
Source: RefSeq, a predicted model, not a curated record
GUGAGGAGAGUGAUGUCAUCAUGUUCGAUGCGUUCAAGUGGAAUGUGCCACCGGUAGCGAUCAGCGUGGAUUUUGGACACACUCACACCCGGCUUUCUCUUCAACUUCAUGAAAUCUACUUGAAUACGAUUCUGUGUUAUAGUACUGCACAAUGAUUAUUUUUUCGCAAUAACUUGGAGGCUUCUCUGAGACAGUGUACGCUAAACGAACCAAGAAAACGACACAGCAUGCUGCGUGCGCUACUUUUCUUUCAUCCAUAGGCUACAUUUGCUUCAGAAGUUUUCUCCCCAAAUACCAACAGUUCCAUGGACGAUAUUUGAGAAAAGCGGAUGGUCUCCAUUACGGAAUACAAUUGGCGACUGAAUGAAUUGAGGCCAAACACAGAAAGGAAACAGUUGAUUCCGCACUACGAACUGAAAUCAUUCGCAUUCUUUGUCGCUAUUCACGUGAUGUGUGUAACAGUACUGAUCUUCCAGAGGUGGAGAUCAUCAGUCUGCUGGAGGAGCAGCUGCCCCAUUACAAGCUGAGAGCAGACACCAUCUACGGGUAUGACCACGACGACUGGCUCCACACCCCUCUCCUCUCCCCCGACACCAACCUGGACCUCACCGUGGAGCAGAUUGAGGAGACUCUGAAGUAUUUCCUUCUAUGUGCUGAAAGAGUGGGCCAGAUGACUAAGACGUACAGUGACAUAGAUGCUGUUACUCGUCUGCUUGAAGAGAAAGAACGGGACUUGGAGCUCGCCGCCCGCAUCGGCCAGUCACUACUGAAGAAGAACAAAACCCUCAGUGAGAGGAAUGAAUUCCUGGAGGAGCAAGUGGAGCACAUUCGAGAGGAGGUUUCUCAGCUGCGCCAUGAUCUGUCUAUGAAAGAUGAGCUUCUCCAGUUCUACACUAGUGCAGCAGAGGAGAGUGAAGGAGAUUCGUCCACCUGUACCCCCAUCCGCCACAAUGACUCCACACUGUCGGUGCCAAGAUACUUCCCCCUGGACUCACUGCAGAAGAAACUCAAAGACCUGGAGGCAGAGAACAUCUCUCUCAGAUCAGAGGCCAGUCACCUGGAGACGGAGACAGAGGAGUACGAGGAGAAGGAGCAGCAGCUGGUCAACGACGUCGUCAAAGAGCUGAGAGAUGCCAACCACCAGAUGUCCACCCUGGCGGAGGAGCUGGCGAGGAAGACUGACGACGGGUCUCGCCAGCAGGAGGAGAUCACACACCUCCUGUCCCAGAUCGUAGACCUGCAGAAGAAGUCCAAGUCUUAUGCAGUGGAAAACCAAGAGCUCACCCAGCAUCUAGGGGCUGCCAAAGAUGCCCAGCGCCAGCUCACUGCUGAGCUGAGGGAGUUGGAGGAUAAGUAUGCAGAGUGUAUGGAGAUGCUCCAUGAGGCCCAGGAAGAGCUGAAGAACCUCCGGAAUAAAUCACUACCUCUCAGUACACCCCGACGCUUCCACUCCCUGGGCCUGUUCCCUAUGGUGUCAGAUGUUAACAGCAUUGUUUAUGCCGAGGGGGACUCUCUAGCUGCUGAGAUUGAGGGCACCAUGAGGAAGGGGCUGGCUAUGGAUGACCCGGAAGUGGAAGAGCAGAAGUUGCACCCCAAGCGUGUGUUUGAGACUGUGAAAAACAUUAACCUGAUGCGUCAGCGCUCCUCUCUGGCCCCGUCUCCCAUGAACAUCCCCGGCUCCAACCGGUCGUCCUGUCUGAACUCUGGCCGCUCCAGCUGCCUGUCCACGCCCCGCUCCAGCCUGUACGGAGGAGAUAUGGGGAGCAUCCUCAUAGACAACCACACCAACAGCUUCAUACUGGAGACGCCUGACCACAGUAUGGAUGACUCCAACAAGAAACCAGGGACCCCUGGAACGCCGGGCUCUCAGGAUCUGGAAGCAGCCCUGCGACGUCUCUCCCUGCGGCGGGACAACUACCUGAGCGAGCGGCGGUUCUUCGAGGAGGAGAGGGAUCGGAAGCUCCAGGGGCUGGUGGAGAAGGGAGAGGUGUACAACGGCAGUAUGACCCCCACAGAGAGCAUCAUGUCCCUGGGAGGAACUCACCCCUCUUCCAUCUGGUCUGGGUACUCCUUCAGCUCCCGCUCCUACCUGCCGGAGAAGCUGCAGAUCGUCAAGCCACUGGAAGGCUCGGCCACCCUGCACCAGUGGCAGCAGCUGGCCCAGCCCAACCUGGGUGGGAUCCUGGACACGCGGCCUGGUGUGGUCACUAAGGGCUUCCGUCCUCUGGAACUAGACCUGGAGCACAUGUACCUGUUCACUGACUUUGAGGAGGAGGACUUUGAGGUAGUGGAGGAGUCUGACCACCUGUCUGUCUCAGGCUCUACCCCCGACUGUAGUGGCAUCUCCAUCCUCAGCCGGCAGGGCCUCCGUACCCGCUCCUCCUCCUGCUCCUCCUCCUGCAGCGGCAGAUCCAUCAACAACAACCUUCCAGAGGGAGAAGCCAGGGAAGAGGGCGAGACAGGCCCAGGCAGCACAUCACUGUCGUCCCAUGCACCUCCAGACAGCGAGAACCAGGAGAACCAGGAUCAGGCUGCAGCCGCUGACGGGGUGUCUGCCCACUUCCCUGGUAAAUGCAUGUCCAACACCAGCUCCACCUAUACCUUCACCACCUGUCGGAUCAUGCACCCCUCAGACGAGCUGACCAGAGUCACCCCCAGCCUUAUGUCGGGCCCUACUGCCUCCUGCAUCAUGACCAGCAGCAGCAGCGUCAGAUCUACCCCCUGCUCAACUCCUUGCACCCCGCGCCGCCUCAGCCUGGCAGCCGAGUCCUUCACCAACCUGAGAGACUCCACUAAGACAAUGAGCACUAGUGGAGGUCUGGUGCGGCUCCUCCAGGAGCGAGGCAUCUCUGCAGCAGUCUACAACCCUCAGAGCUGGGACCGGGCAGACUGUAGCACCUCCAUCCCCACUGGGGGGCUACCGUCGCUUCUACCGCCGCGGCCCCCCGACACCCUACCCUCCACGCCGCCCAACUCCCCAACCCACCGCUCCCUCUGUGCCAAACCCAGCAGCCCCGUGGGCCCCUUCGAACUCAGUCCUAGCGCCCCGCCCUAUGACAACUUCCUGGCAUCGAAGCCGGCCAGCUCCAUCCUGAAGGAGGUGAGGGCAGAGGCCCAGAGCAGUGAGUCAGCAGACAGCGAGUGUCAGACUGACGUCAGCGUCCACAAUCUGAAGCUGGUGGACAAGCUGAAGCGCUUCAGCGUGGCUGGGGCCGGCCCCUCUGUAACAGGGGCCACGGGGCCCACCAUGCUGGGACCCCUCAGCGGCCUCCACCGCCCUUCCCACUUCUGCCCUUCUGUGGUGACCAGUCCCAUAGGGGGCCUCGGCCCCGCUCUGAACGCAGGCAUCCGCCGUAACCGCAGCUACCCGGCCAUGGUAGGGGCCGGCAUGGCUAUGAAGGGCCCGGGGCCCCAAAGCCCCACAGACAUGCUCCUGGCUUCUUCCUCCAAGCUCCCCAGACAGACUAGUCUCAGUGAUGGAUGAAUGAAUGUUGACUUUUCUCUUCUGUCUGUCACCUGUCAGAUGAGUUGGAUGUAUAUAUAGCUGCUGUAUGAGUCCCCGGUCUAUGACAAAUCAACUCUGUGCCUGAAAGAGAUGCCCUUUCUUUUUACAGUGCAUUUUGUAUCAAUGCUAAUUAUUUUGUCUUCCUUUCUCUAUUCUGUCUCGCUCUCUCUUCUCUCCUGUCCUCUUUCUCUAUUCUGUCUCUUCUCUCCUGUCCUCUUUCUCUAUUCUGUCUCUCUCUUCUCUCCUGUCCUCUUUCUCUAUUCUGUCUCUCUCUCUUCUCUCCUGUCCUCUUUCUCUAUUCUGUCUCGCUCUCUCUUCUCUCCUGUCCUCUUUCUCUAUUCUGUUUCUCCUCUCCUGUCCUCUUUCUCUAUUCUGUCUCUCUCUCCUCUCCUGUCCUCUCUUUCUCUAUUCUGUCUCUCUCUCCUCUCCUGUCCUCUCUUUCUCUAGUCUGUCUCUCUCUCCUCUCCUGUCCUCUCUUUCUCUAUUCUGUCUCUCUCUCCUUUCCUUUCCUGUCCUGUCCGCUCCUCUCCUCUGUCCUCUUUUCUCUCUGCUUACAAGCCUCAGUAAAUAGUACCAUGAUGUGUUAUUGUUUAAUUGUUGAUUGGCCCUGCAGAUCGGUAGGCUGAAGCAGAUGUACUGUAGCACCUGUUAUCUGUUUAGGAAACGGAGCACUUCCAAGCCCAGGUAAACUCAUAUUAAACAUCUAUUUUAUUCCCAGGUCUAAACGUAUACAUGUAGAGAUAAAGCACUGUCUCUUCUUGUUAAUUAGCUAAUGAGUGGCAAGCAGUACCAACGAUCACACCUUAAGUGGUAUUUAAGGGUGUUCAGUGACAUCAUGACAAUAUGCACAUAACGAAGACCUUUAUUGAGGAAAUGAAAUGUUGGAGGUACAGUAUUUAUACUACUAGCUAGCACAAUACUGGGCAACAACACAUGUUAUUCACCUCAAAGUUGAUCCAAAUAAAGAGUGGGAAGGAUCCACACUUGAAGCUAAGAGGGAUGCAUGGAUGUUUGCCGUGAAUGAAUAAGCUGUGGUUUGAACUUGGAUACAUUGUAACAGACCAACAUGAUUUAUAGACAUUUGUGUGCAGUGCGAGUAUGUGAGCAUGUGUGUGUGUAUAACGUUGUAGAAGGAUUUACCUAUAGGCCUAGAUAGUCUAAGAAAGGAGUCAUUUGGUUAAGGUGAUAAUCAGAUAUACAGGACAUUUCAUCCAGGGCCCACUAACUGCUGUCUCCCAAUACAAAAGGUGUGUAGAAGAGUUCUCUGGGAGGGACGCGGUUGACUUUUAUGAGAGAAACAUUAUACAAGUUAGCUUUUUCUUCUGACUUUCAUCUUUCUGGUAACAAGCUUUGGUGAGUGAACUGUUAGCUUUAAACUAAAGCCACUGUACUGUAAAUGAAGUUGUGGAACGGAGAGAUGGAGGGAAUACGUCCUAGUGCCUCAUACUUUACAUAGUUCCAUUGUUGUUGGACUGACUGAUCUGUCUGGUUCCUCCCUGGUAUGAGCAGACAACUGCUUUGUGUUCUGAGGUUAUCAUCCUCCUCGAGUUUUAACUUGAACUGCAGAGAAGAUGAGCUCUCAUUACAUCUUGGAUAGAUGCAGUAUAUGUGUUGAAAUAAAGAAGAAACGCCUAGUAUUUAUCAUUAACUCCUGACAAAAGUAGAGAUUGGUCCUUGCUGACAUUGUGUGUAACUUGAAUAGCCUUUGAAUGUAUUGAUUAACAGCAGAAAAUAUGUCCAUAUGUGUCUGUUGAUUUAAAGGAUGCUUUUACUGCAUUUCAACCACAAAGGGAAUUAUUAUUAUACUACUUGUACAUUGUAAAUGGUAUGUAUGCAAUGUAUUUAGCCAUGUUAACUCUUUUUUAAUAAACUAGAAUAUAUAUAUAUAUAAGGGACAAAAUGUUGUUCAUGCCAUGAAGUGGUCAGAACACUGGUUUAAAAACAAGGGUUUUGUGUUCCAGAAUUUCAAAAGCACCAAUUUGCAAAAAAAAGGCUAUUAUCAAUAAAACAAUUGAUAUGAA